Molecule: messenger RNA, 3864 nt
Organism: Orycteropus afer afer
Lineage: Eukaryota; Metazoa; Chordata; Mammalia; Tubulidentata; Orycteropodidae
Source: RefSeq, a predicted model, not a curated record
AUGUCCCGGAUCGAAAAGAUGAGUAUUCUAGGCGUGCGGAGUUUUGGAAUAGAGGACAAAGAUAAGCAAAUUAUCAGUUUCUUCAGCCCCCUUACAAUUUUGGUUGGACCCAAUGGGGCUGGGAAGACGACCAUCAUUGAAUGUCUAAAAUAUAUUUGUACUGGAGAUUUCCCUCCUGGAACCAAAGGAAAUACAUUUGUUCAUGAUCCAAAGAUCACGCCAGACAGAAUACAGAGAAACCAGAUUGACUACAUCUGUGGAAAGAGGCAUGGAGAAAAAGUCAGUCUCAGCUCUAAGUGUGCAGAAAUUGACCGAGAGAUGAUAAGUUCUCUUGGGGUUUCCAAGUCUGUGCUAAAUAAUGUCAUCUUUUGUCACCAAGAAGAGUCUAAUUGGCCUUUAAGUGAAGGAAAGGCUCUGAAGCAAAAGUUUGAUGAGAUUUUUUCAGCAACAAGGUAUAUUAAAGCCUUGGAAACACUUCGACAGGUACGUCAGACACAAGGUCAGAAAGUAAAAGAAUGUCAGACAGAACUAAAAUAUCUGAAGCAGAAUAAGGAAAAAGCAUGUGAAAUUCAAGAUCAAAUUACUAGUAAAGAAGCUCAGUUAACAUCUUCAAAGGAAAUUGUCAAAUCCUAUGAGAAUGAACUUGAUCCAUUGAAGAAUCGUCUAAGAGAAAUUGAGCAAAAUCUCUCUAAAAUAAUGAGACUUGACAAUGAAAUUAAAGCCUUGGAGAGCAGAAAGAAACAAAUGGAGAAAGAUAAUAGUGAACUGGAGCAGAAAAUGGAAAAGGUUUUUCAAGGGACUGAUGAGCAGCUAAAUGAUUUAUAUCACAAUCACCAGCGGACAGUAAGAGAGAAAGAGAGGAGACUGGUAGACUGUCAGCGUGAACUGGAAAAAUUAAAUAAAGAAUGUAGGCUGCUCAAUCAAGAAAAAUCAGAACUACUUGUUGAACAGGGUCGUCUACAGCUACAAGCAGAUCGCCAUCAAGAACAUAUCCGAGCUAGAGAUUCAUUAAUUCAGUCUUUGGCAGCACACCUAGAAUUGGAUGGCUUUGAGCGUGGACCAUUCAGUGAAAGGCAGAUUAAAAAUUUUCACAAACUUGUAAGGGAAAGACAAGAAAGGGAAGCAGAAACUGCUAACCAGUUGAUGAAUGACUUUGCAGAAAAAGAGUCUCUGAAGCAAAAGCAGAUAGAUGAGAUAAGGGAUAAGAAAACUGGACUGGGAAGAAUAAUUGAGCUGAAAUCAGAAAUCCUAAGUAAGAAGCAGAAUGAGCUUAAAAAUGUGAAAUAUGAAUUACAGCAGUUGGAAGGAUCUUCAGACAGGAUUCUUGAACUGGACCAGGAACUCACAAAAGCUGAACGUGAGCUAAGCAAGGCUGAGAAAAACAGCAGUGUAGAAACCCUAAAAACUGAAGUCAUGAGCCUUCAGAAUGAGAAAGUAGACCUAGACAGGACUUUGCGUAAAUUGGACCAGGAGAUGGAGCAGUUAAACCAUCAUACCACAACACGUACCCAGAUGGAGAUGCUGACCAAAGACAAAGCUGACAAAGAUGAACAAAUCAGAAAAAUAAAAUCUAGACACAGUGAUGAAUUAACUUCAUUAUUGGGAUAUUUUCCCAACAAAAAACAGCUUGAAGACUGGCUUCAUAGUAAAUCAAAAGAAAUUAAUCAGACCAGGGACAGGCUUGCCAAAUUAAACAAAGAACUAGCUUCAGCUGAGCAAAAUAAAAAUCAUAUAAAUAAUGAGCUGAAAAGAAAGGAAGAACAGUUAUCCAGUUAUGAAGACAAGCUGUUUGAUGUUUGUGGUAGCCAGGAUUUUGAAAGUGACUUAGACAGGCUUAAAGAGGAAAUUGAAAAAUCCUCAAAACAGCGAGCCAUGUUGGCUGGAGCCACAGCAGUUUACUCCCAGUUCAUCACUCAGCUAACAGAUGAAAACCAGUCAUGUUGCCCUGUAUGUCAGAGAGUUUUUCAAACAGAGGCUGAAUUACAAGAAGUCAUCAGUGAUUUGCAAUCUAAGCUGCGGCUUGCUCCAGAUAAACUUAAAUCAACAGAAUCAGACCUAAAGAAAAAAGAAAAGCGCCGUGAUGAAAUGCUGGGACUUGUGCCCAUGAGGCAAAGCAUAGUUGAUUUGAAGGAGAAGGAAAUACCAGAACUGAGAAACAAACUGCAGAAUGUCAAUAGAGACAUACAGCGCCUAAAGAAUGACAUAGAAGAACAGGAAACACUCUUGGGUGCAAUAAUGCCUGAAGAAGAAAGUGCUAAAGUGUGUCUGACAGAUGUUACAAUUAUGGAGAGGCUGCAGAUGGAACUUAAAGAUGUUGAAAGAAAGAUUGCACAGCAAGCAGCUAAGCUACAAGGAAUAGACUUAGAUCGAACUGUUCAACAAGUAAACCAGGAAAAACAAGAAAAACAACACAAAUUAGAUACAGUUUCCAGCAAGAUUGAAUUGAAUCGUAAGCUUAUACAGGACCAGCAGGAACAGAUUCAACACCUAAAGAGUAUAGCAAAUGAACUGAAAUCAGAGAAACUUCAAAUAUCUACUAACUUGCAACGUCGUCAGCAACUAGAGGAGCAGACAGUGGAAUUAUCCACUGAAGUUCAGUCCUUAUCUAGAGAGAUAAAGGAUGCCAAAGAACAAGUAAGCCCUUUGGAAACAACAUUGGAAAAGUUUCAGCAGGAAAAAGAAGAAUUAAUCAACAAAAAAAAUACAAGCAACAAAAUGGCACAAGAUAAACUAAAUGAUAUCAAAGAAAAGGUUAAAAAUAUCCAUGGCUAUGUGAAAGACAUUGAGAACUAUGUUCAAGAUGGGAAAGAUGACUAUAAAAAGCAAAAAGAAACUGAACUUAAUAAAGUAAUAACUCAACUAAGUGAAUGUGAGAAACACAAAGAAAAGAUAAAUAAAGAAAUGGGAAUCAUGAGACAAGAUAUUGAUACACAGAAGAUACAAGAAAGAUGGCUGCAAGAUAACCUUACUUUAAGAAAAAGAAAUGAGGAACUAAAAGAAGUUGAAGAAGAAAGAAAACAGCAUUUGAAGGAAAUGGGACAAAUGCAGGUUUUGCAGAUGAAAAAGUAUGUUUUAAAAAUAGUUAUUAGUUUAAACAGUCUUUUUUAUUGAAAUGUGAAUACUAUUAAAAAUAAUGCCAGCCUCGUCCUAGGGCGACAGAAAGGUUAUGAAGAAGAAAUUAUGCAUUUUAAGAAAGAACUUCGAGAACCUCAGUUUCGGGAUGCUGAGGAAAAGUACAGAGAAAUGAUGAUUGUUAUGAGAACCACAGAGCUUGUAAACAAGGAUUUGGACAUUUAUUACAAGACCCUUGACCAAGCAAUAAUGAAAUUUCACAGUAUGAAAAUGGAAGAAAUCAAUAAAAUUAUUCGUGAGCUUUGGCGAAAUACUUAUCGUGGACAAGAUAUUGAAUACAUAGAAAUUCGGUCUGAUGCUGAUGAAAAUGUAUCAGCUUCUGAUAAAAGGCGCAAUUACAACUACCGAGUGGUGAUGCUAAAGGGAGACACGGCCUUGGAUAUGCGAGGACGAUGUAGUGCUGGACAAAAGGUCUUGGCCUCACUCAUCAUUCGCCUGGCCCUGGCUGAAACAUUCUGCUUGAACUGUGGCAUCCUUGCCUUGGAUGAGCCAACAACAAAUCUUGACCGAGAGAACAUUGAAUCUCUCGCACAUGCUCUGGUUGAGAUAAUAAAAAGCCGCUCACAGCAACGUAAUUUCCAGCUUCUCAUAAUCACCCAUGAUGAAGAUUUUGUGGAGCUUUUAGGGCGUUCUGAAUAUGUGGAGAAAUUCUACAGGAUUAAGAAGAACAUGGAUCAGUGCUCAGAGAUUGUGAAAUGCAGUGUUAGCUCCUUGGGAUCUUACGUUCAUUAA